Molecule: messenger RNA, 2520 nt
Organism: Durusdinium trenchii
Lineage: Eukaryota; Dinophyceae; Suessiales; Symbiodiniaceae
Source: the annotation of a GenBank genome assembly
CGUCAGUCAAGUUUUGGUUUUGCUUAGGCACGCCGUGCCAUGACCUGUUGAACCAAUGGUCGGAGCAUUUGGAGAUGUCCAGAAGCUCGAGCUUCAAUUCCAAGAAGGUGAGGUCUUAGAAAUUUUGUCGCCACGUCAGGCUCACCUUAGUCACUCAGAUUGGUGUGACCCACAAACCUUCCAAUUGGAUGCACGCAGCUUGAAGUUGAAGAACACUUCCUUGGGCGAAAACGACUCCGGCAAGUUGUUGAAGGAGUGCUUGGACUAUUGCAGUCAUGCAUGGCCAUCCCAAGAGACCUACGAUUCUCUUCUUUCAAAACUCUCUCUGAAUCCAGAUUCUCGUGCAGAACCUGAUCCUACAGAUUUAUCAGCAAUUGCUUUCUCGGAUGGAUCAGACUGCGAAUCAGAGGUGCCACCGGAUUCGGAUUCCAAGGUGAAGGUGGAACAAGAUCUUCAGCCCAAGCUCACUGUGCAAUCUUCAGCUCUCAAUCCAAAACUCACAUCAAAGCAGGCAAAGCUGGUUCAUAUGCAGCGAAUGCUCCACAGGGACAUAGAGAAAAAGCGUCAGAAAGACAAAGCGGAGGUAGCUGCGGAUCUCGAAUGCGAAGUUGAAUGCAAUGAAGGGUCAGGAAAGUACCUUGAUUACACAGAGGAACCAUCACCGGAUUCCAACGAGGACUGGUCAACCAGCAUCACACGGAAGCACCGACGGGAAGUUGGUCUGAAGAAGCUGAAGACUGAGGAGUUGAAGCUCUUGCGAUCGAACUUUGGCAAGGUUAUGAAAGAAGUGGAGAGACCAGUGACGAGCUCAAUGGACAAGCAGCCGAGAGAACCCGACUUUGCCACCGGAGAUCCUGGUCCAACUCCCAAAACGACUCGGAACCCAAAUGAGUCAGAAAAAGAGGAGCUGCUACCUGAAGUGGCAAGCAUUCGACAUCUCAAUGGGAGUGAGUGCAGGAAGCUCCUACAACAGAUGAGACCUCUCGUUCAUGCUCCGUUGGCAAUUUACAAAGCUUUAGCGAGAAGAGCCUUGGAUGACUACAGCAAAAGCAAGCCGCGUACAUUCCACGAUUGUCGUCGAAUGACCUUUUGGCAGUUUGGGCCCGAGAAGGAGCGACGUCGAGUUGAUUGCUAUGCUGGCAAAGCCUUUUUUGACUUUUUAACCGAUGAGAAAGAAGGACUCCUGAGCAGGCUGCCAGAGAUUCACCCGAUCGCAGCAGUCUAUUUGUUGCAAACUCUUUUGGAAUCACGCAACGUGAUAGCCAGUCUUUUCCAAGAGGUUGGAAGAUAUGUGGCAGAGAACAUCUCUACCUUAGAUCGAGAUUCUCUUGGGCGACUGGUCUAUGUUUUUGCCAAGGCGCAGGUCAAGAAUCCAGGCCUGUUCAGCGUGGUGAAGCAGGAAUGUUUGCGGCGAUGCAAAUUCAAAGAGGGAGAACGUAGCCUUUCUCCCAAGGUGAUCACCGACAUCGUGGUGGCCUUUGCAAGUGCCAAGAUCGUUGACGAGGAUUUGUUUGAGGCUCUCAUGCUGCGGGCAGUGUCACUGAUGGACAUAGACUUGCAGCAGGAGCUUUCGCCUGAAGUCUGUGCUCCCCUCACCAGCUUCUCCGGCAAAGUGCCUGCCACUCCAUUCUUGCUGCAGGACCUGGUUCAGCUCUGUCGAUCCUUCUUGGACCUGCAGCGGGUUGACCAAGAGUUCUUCAACGAUGUGUCCAUCUAUGUGGUAGCGGCCCUGCAAUCGCCUAACACAAAGUUGGUCGAUUGGUUUGUGGGGAAUCCAACUUUGACUCUGCCCAGCAUGGCCAACAUCUUCGUGAAGGCUCGUCUUUUCCAAUCGGAUUUCUUCAGCACUCUCAAGAUGGUGGCGACGCGAAGAAAGGAGGAGAUUCAGCCUGAAGGCUUCCAACAGCUUCAGCAGGCUUUGCUCACGCAAAGACGAGAAGAGGAGAAGCUGGAACGGAGAAAGCGGCAGCCACCAGAGAGGCGACGUGGAGCUAUGGGCCGUGCUGUGGUGGAGCCUCAAGCCGCAAUCUCGACCCUGUCACGCCGGGAGAAGGCGCGUCAGCAGCGUGCACGGCUGGCUGCCAUGAGCGAAGAGGAGGUGGCCAAAGAGGUGGAGGAAAGUGAGAAACAUGCAGGACUCAGUGCUUCCGCCAAAGUUUUGCUGAGUGGCUUCAAGGUUGAAGCCAUUUUGGAAGCACAGGAAGGUCCCAAGGAGGUGAAGCGCACCAAAAGCGAAGUCAUGGAAGCGUCAACGGCGAUCAGCAUUCGGUCUUUGGUGAAGGGCAAGAAGGCCAGGAAUGAAGAGGUGAGUGCUUCAGCCAAGGCCGAAUUGCGAAAACAUUCCAGGUCGAGGCGGUGAGCCGAUGAGGUGAGAGAGGGGGACAAUCGGAGUUGGUGAUCCGAGGAGUUGGUGAUCCUUUUUGUUCUUCCGCUUCGAAGAGAAUCACACGCGUGGUAUGCCGAAAGAAACGGCGCGUGGUAGUUCGGAUUCCCUUCCGUCGUAGCUGACGUGCGAGAAUA